Messenger RNA from Procambarus clarkii (red swamp crayfish), 545 nucleotides. Its product is annotated as cuticle protein CP575. Lineage: Eukaryota; Metazoa; Arthropoda; Malacostraca; Decapoda; Cambaridae. The record is from RefSeq and is a predicted model, not a curated record.
CAUCGGCUGUCCUUCGCCUCCCUGACACAACUCUCUCACUCAGCAUGAAGCUCCUGGUGGUGGUUGUCUUGGGUCUGGUUGUCCUGGCCGCUGCCCGCCCGUCUGACAUCAUUGACAUCGAGGAGGACCAUCUGGAGCACGAGCAGGAGGGCGUCCCGGGCACGGCCGUCGAGGGCGAGUACUCUUGGGUAGCGCCUGACGGUAAUGAGUACAAGGUCAAGUAUAUCGCUGACCACCUUGGUUACCGCGUCCUCGAGGACAACGUCGUGCCCGAGGUCCCCGAGCUCGAGGACUACUAGGACCCUCGAAGAUCACCGUCCUCGAGGACAACGUCGUUUCCGAAGUCUCCGAGCUCGAGGUCAACUAGGGCCCUCGAGGAGAACCGCCGUCAAGGAGGACACAGUGCUGAAGAGAUCAAAAUGUCCCGCAACACGCAGGAAAAACCUUUUACAGUAAAAAAUUUCAAACCUGCAAAAUGUCCAAAAUGUAAAAACAAAAUAUUUUUCUCAAAUGAUAUAAAUAAGAAUAAUUAAUAUAAUUCGUAA